Styela clava is the source of this 2954-nucleotide messenger RNA. RefSeq names its product arf-GAP with coiled-coil, ANK repeat and PH domain-containing protein 2-like. Gene Ontology annotation, cellular component: cytoplasm. NCBI's taxonomy places the organism in Eukaryota, Metazoa, Chordata, Ascidiacea, Stolidobranchia, Styelidae. Gene Ontology annotation, molecular function: protein binding; GTPase activator activity. The record is from RefSeq and is a predicted model, not a curated record.
UUCCAAUUUGUAUUUAUUAGUAAAAUAGAUUUUAUAUAAAUUGAAUUUCAAUGGCACCCGCACUUGAAUUUGAUGAAUGUGUCAAGGAUUCUCCGAUGUUCAGAGAAUUGCUACACAGCUCAGAAAAUGACACAUGUGCUCUCGAGGGUCUUUUGGAAAAGGUUUUAAAGCAAUACAACUAUGCAAAUGAAGCUGAAAAACAUUACAGUUCUGCAAAUUUAAUGUUGAAAGAAGUUAUUUUAGAAUUGAGAGGAUAUUAUAAAGAUGAUGAGUUUUUAAAGAAUAUUAUCAACCAGUUUUUACAUGUUUUGGAAGAAAUAAAUUCUUUCCACUCGAUCCUGGAUCAAGCACAGAAAUCGAUAAACACACGUAUGACACACUUCCUGAAAACAGAUGUCAAAGGAAAUCAAGAUCUGAAGAAAACUUUUGAUAAAGUUUCAAAUGACUUUGAUAAUGCAUUGAGUAAACAUGCAUCAGUCAGUCGAUAUAAACCCCAUGAAAUAGAAGAAUCAGAAACAUCUCUCGCUAAUCAUAAAACUACUUUCAGAAAUGUUACAAUGGAAUAUGUUUAUCAGAUGAAUAUGUUACACAAGAAUAAAAGAUUACACACUAUAUACCAGAUAACAUCUUGUAUGCAUGCAUUUCAAACAUACUUUCAUCAAGGAUAUGAACUUUUUAAAGAUGUUGAACCAUUUUUGAAAAAAACUGCCGAUCAGGUCGAUGAGUUAUCAACACAAAUUGAAACCCAAAAAACAGAAAUGAUGACACAAAGAGAAAGAUAUCAAGCAAUGGCAGGUGACAACAGCAUGUAUAUAAAACAAUUAGACUCGAGUUCUGCAAGAAUUAUUGAAGGAUAUUUGUUUAAAAGAGCAAGUAAUGCUUUCAAAACUUGGAGUAGGAGAUGGUUUUCUAUUCACAACAACAAAUUACUAUAUCAAAGCAAAUUGAAGACCCACCAUCAAGAAGAUCCAAUAGUUGUUGUUGAUGACCUUCGAUUAUGUAAUAUAAGAGUAGCUGACGAUGUGGAAAGAAGAUUUUGUUUUGAAGUUAUUUCUCCGAAUAAAAGUUUUCUUUUACAAGCUGAAUCUGAAGAUGUCAGGAUGGCUUGGGUUCACGCUAUUCAGUCCAGUAUUCAGGAAGCUUACAAGUCAUCAGCAGGAGAUGGUGAUGAAAUUUUCAAACAACAAAAUGAGUCACCAUCUCAAUCAAAUAAUGGGUUUAAAAAUUCUCCGACUGCUUCAAAUUCUUCCGGUGUGAGAGAAACCCAAAGCACAAUUCGGAAUUCUCAAAGUGAUUCUUCGCUCCUACAAACAAACAACAAACAAUCAUUGUUGCAAAAAAUAAUGGACAUUCCUGGAAAUACAUAUUGUGCAGAUUGUAAAAAACAAGAAGCACGUUGGGCAAGUGUGAAUCUUGGUAUUGUUCUAUGUAUUGAAUGUAGUGGUGCUCAUAGAAGUUUAGGAGUUCAUGUUUCGAAAGUUCGUUCACUGACUCUUGAUAGCUGGGAGCCAGAAGUUAUCGCUAUAAUGCAAUCACUUGGUAAUGACAGAGUCAAUGAAAUAUACGAAGCAAAUAUUGGUCAUAAACUAAUUAAACCAGGAUGUUCCAAUCGGGAUAGAUUAAGUUUUAUUCAAGCCAAAUAUGUCAGAAGAGAAUUUUGCUCGUUACUACCUGAUCAAAAUAAUGAAGCCAUCAGUCCAGGGAAGAAGUUAAAACGUUGGAAAGUACGGAAAAGUAAACCGAGACGAAAAAGAGAAAAACGACAGAAAGCAGAAUCGAUCUUACAAGAUGAUGACAAUGAAUUAUCUACACCUGCAUUAGAUAAUGAAGUAGCCAUUGAUGGGAGUGGAGAUAAAAAGAAUGAACCUGAUGUUUUUGUCUUUGGUAUCAGCAAAAUUCCAGAUCCUGAUGGAGACACAGAAGUAGAAAAUUCAGAUGUUGAAGACAUUGCAAACCUCAAUGCUAACCUUCUAUUUUAUAAAGCUGCAAAACUGGGGAAUCUACCAGUGAUGCUUCUUGCAAAAGCAAAUGCUGCAAAUAUCAAUUGGGCAAAUCCAGAUGAAAACCAACAAACACCAUUGAUGCAAGCAGCUAUGGGAGCUUCAAUUCGUGCUUGCGAGUUUCUGCUGAUAAAUGGAGCAAAAAUAAACACUGUAGAUUCAGAUGGAAGAACAGCACUCCAUUAUGCUUCAAUUAAUAAUAAUACAGGUGUUGCUUGUCAGUUUUUGAAAAGAAAAGCACGUCAUGAUAUCAUGGAUAAAGACAACUUGACUCCACUACAAAUUGCUAUCGAUGCUGCUAAUGCAGAUAUUGUUACAUUGAUUCGACUGAAGCAAAUGAAUGAUGAAAUGCUUGAUACUGAUCCAGGAUCUGUGCAAACUGACAGUCUCGUCACUGAUGUAUUUCGAGAUUUUUCUCAUCGUGCGGCAAGCCAUGAUUUAUCAUCACCAGAUGGAAUGAAAUCGCCUUUAUUUGAAGCUCAGCCGCAGGAGGAGCAGACUACAUCGAAGAAUGUUCUUGAUGAAUCGAAAGAUUCCUCCGACACACAAACUUCAACACCAAAUUCAAACAGUCAUACCAUUAUUGAUGAUGCUGAUAAAAUUCUUGCCUCUGAAUCGACUGUAUAACUUUAUUUUUAUCGUCCCAUUCCAUUAUUGAACUAUGUCUUGCACCGAUAACUUUAUUCUAACUAGGAGAUCAGAAGUAUAUAUUCUUACUAACAUUCUUUUUCAUCAAUUAUUAAUUCUUAGAAUCAGCAUAAAGAGACGCCUCGAAAUAUUACCAUUUAUCAUCACACAUUUGGUAGCAAGGAAAAAUAACUAAUUCCUCGUUUUUAUUUUAUGGAAGUUGCAAUACUUUUAUUCAUAUUUAUUAUAAAUGUAUUGUUUGAUUUUGAGGUUUUAACUUGAGAAUAAUCAUCUUGCAAGCAAUAAUAAAUGAAAUUACUUGUCUAA